Molecule: messenger RNA, 10368 nt
Organism: Myxocyprinus asiaticus (Chinese sucker)
Lineage: Eukaryota; Metazoa; Chordata; Actinopteri; Cypriniformes; Catostomidae
Product: histone-lysine N-methyltransferase, H3 lysine-79 specific-like
Exons: 28
Coding region: 229-4905 (1558 amino acids)
Biological process (GO): regulation of transcription regulatory region DNA binding; DNA damage checkpoint signaling; DNA repair
Cellular component (GO): nucleus
Molecular function (GO): histone H3K79 methyltransferase activity
Source: RefSeq, a predicted model, not a curated record
UCAAGAUGGCGGCGGUCCUGCCGGAGCGGAGCAGCGGCUCGGCUUAAUCGAUCAUUUUGUCUAAAUCACCGGGACAGAUCGGAUCGAAAUCGACCAAAUAUUUACGAUCUUUCCUAAGCUUCGUUAGGAUAUCCUCCGUAAGAUCCUACCGCAUUACACCUGGUGAUUUUUUAACGGAAAAUGCUCCUGCUCUAGUUUGUGUCUCGUCCAUUAGCUGCACUGGGGAGAAUGGGAGAGAAGCUGGAGUUAAAGCUGAAGUCGCCGGUCGGAGCCGAAGCUGCAGGCUACCCGUGGCCCUUACCUGUAUAUGAUAAACACCAUGAUGCUGCACACGAAAUCAUUGAAACCAUUCGCUGGGUAUGUGAGGAGAUCCCAGAUCUUAAACUGGCCAUGGAGAACUACGUACUUAUUGACUAUGACACCAAGAGCUUUGAAAGUAUGCAGAGACUGUGUGACAAGUACAACAGAGCCAUUGACAGCAUUCACCAACUGUGGAAAGGGACCACCCAACCCAUGAAACUCAACAAGCGGCCUUCCAACGGCCUGCUGCGACAUAUCCUACAGCAGGUCUACAAUCACUCUGUUACUGACCCCGAGAAACUCAACAACUACGAACCCUUUUCACCUGAGGUGUACGGAGAGACGUCAUUCGACCUGGUGGCCCAGAUUAUCGAUGAAAUGGAGAUGAUGGAAGAAGACACCUUUGUGGAUCUGGGCAGUGGUGUUGGUCAAGUAGUCCUUCAGGUUGCCGCAGCCACCAACUGUAAACACUACUAUGGCGUUGAGAAAGCAGACAUUCCAGCAACCUAUGCAGAGUCAAUGGACAAAGAGUUUAAAAGGUGGAUGAAGUGGUAUGGCAAAAAGCAUGGCGAGUACACGCUGGAAAAGGGAGAUUUCCUCUCAGAAGAAUGGAAGGAACGAAUAGCAAAUACAAGUGUUAUUUUUGUGAAUAACUUUGCCUUUGGUCCUGAGGUGGACCACCAGCUGAAGGAGCGAUUCGCUAACAUGAAGGAAGGUGGAAAAAUUGUAUCCUCAAAACCCUUUGCACCUCUUAACUUCCGAAUAAACAGUCGAAACUUGAGUGAUAUUGGCACAAUAAUGAGAGUUGUUGAGCUGUCGCCUUUAAGAGGAUCAGUAUCAUGGACGGGGAAGCCAGUGUCCUACUAUCUACAUACAAUAGACCGCACCAUACUUGAAAACUAUUUUUCUAGUCUCAAAAAUCCUAAACUCAGGGAGGAGCAAGAGGCGGCCAGAAGACGUCAGCAGAAGGAUAGUAAGGAGAACAAGAGCAACACCACCACCCCGACCAAACCCAAGGAGCACAAGCAGCCACAGAAUGAAUCAGGUGGUGAAGAGGAGCGCUGCAACUCCAUUGCUCCCGUGAAACCGUCGCCCAAACCCCGCCGUGCUAAACUGCUAUCCAGGGGCCGUAAGAUAGGCAGCAGGAAACGUGGGCGACCCAAGAAGGCGGCUGCUGCCACUGCAGCAGAGCGCAAGAUCAAGAAGAGCCAGAGUGCCCUGGAUCUGCUGCACGCCAAGACCCUUUCAGCAGCGCCCUCUCAGGAUGUAUACGGGUCACCUCAGAGUCCAUUCUAUCAGCUACCUCCCAAAGUGGAACAUUAUACAUCAAGCCAGCUUCUCCUGGGCCCGACUCCACCAGGCCUGCAGGCUUUGCUUGAUAACAUAAAAGUCCAAUACCUGCAGUUCAUGGCCUACAUAAAAACGCCGCAAUACCAAACCAAUCUGCAGCAAGCUCUUGAGCAGGAGAAGAUGAGACACACAGAACUGUCAGGUCAAGCCCAACAGCUGCUCAGCGCCUGUCACACACACAAAGAGAGGAUCAGAGACCUGUUCCAGUAUAAAUUGGAGGAGCUGGGUGUGAAGGCGGUGACAGUGGAGGAUCUGGUGCAAGCUCAGAAGGAGAUCACUGCCCACAACAUGCAGCUGAGAGAGCAAACCAAACAACUGGAGAGAGACAUGGCUGAGCUUCGCGAUCAGAGUCUGGUGCUGUUGAAGGCUCGAUGCGAGGAGCUUAAGCUGGACUGGGGAUCUUUAUGUUUGGAAACACUUUUGAAAGAGAAAGCGGCUCUGCGAAGACAAAUUUCUGAGAAACAGCGCCACUGUCUGGAGCUUCAGAUUAGUAUUGUGGAACUUGAGAAGAGCCAGAGACAACAAGAACUGCUGCAGCUCAAGUCAUCAUACAGCCCAUGUGAGGUCUCCCCCUACCGAAAAGCCCUGCCUGUCCAGGAGCAGCGCCCCACACUGGAUCCUGACACCCCUAAACUCACCCCACAACCCUCUGCAGGACUCAAUGGCCUUAGCCCUGAGCUGUCCAUGAAUGGCACUGCCUCGCCCGGCUAUGAGAGAGGCGGUGGUAUUGGAAUAGGAAAAAACGAGCUUCUGAUCCGCUACUUGCCCAUUUCACCCGACCACGAGAUUGUGCCACCCACCCCGGACUCCAGAACCAGGCAGCUAGGGCAACCCUUGCCCGACUACACCCGCUUUUCACCAGCCAAGAUUGCCCUCCGCAGGCACCUCAACCAAGAUUCUGCUGCCAAUCAGUUUAGAGCCCUGGGGAACAUCCACCGGGGGGACAUUGGUGUGGUAUCAUCACCAACUCUGGGAUUAAAACAGGCUUGCCCUUCACCAAACUUAUCUGAUAUUCAACAGACCACCACCCUCAAGAGCACAGAUAGGGCAGAUAAGGAGAAGAGUACAGCUGCUCCAGGUGACACUAUAACCAGUCUGCCAAUCAGCAUCCCCCUUAGCACUGUGCAUCCCAGCAAACUUCCUGUCAGCAUCCCGCUGGCCAGUGUGGUGCUACCCAACCGUGCAGAAAGACUGAUGAACACUCCUAGUCCAGUGUCAAAUCGUGAACCAUCAAUAGGACAGACCAAUGGGAAACCACCUCUCACGCCUACCUCAGGGUACUCCUCCAGCUCAGGGUUGGUGAACGGCUGUCACUCUGCUAUGCUGACGGAAGAACAAGACUGCGACGCCACCUCCCCUCCCCCUCAUAGCACUCCCAUCAUGGGCCUUCAGCCUCGUGGCUCUGGCCUCAGUCCUCCCCUGGGCACCGGUGGUGUCCUCCAGUACGCCGAUGGUCCACCGAGACUCCCACCUGAGGACGGCCACGAUCGUCAGGGCCCGGAGUCCGACCCGGAGCCCCUGGACAGUGAAGCCCGCCGCCGUAUCUUUUUCUCUUCCUCCUCUUCUUCCUCUUCCUCCUCCUCCACUGGAGGUUUCAGACUGAACGGGUCAGGAAAGCAGGGUCAGCAUCACCACAGUAAGCAUCAUCAUCACUCUCCAGCAUCACAUGGGCAAGAGGGACGCAAACGAGGCCGGCGGAAGCGCAGCUCUUCAGGGACAAUGCCCAACAGCGGCUCCACCAAGAGGAGGCCGUUUCCUGGGCUGGGCUGCCCCAGCCAUUCUUCUGGAUCUCCGCUUAAUAUAAAUUCUAUGGUGAACAAUAUUAACCAGCCUUUGGAGAUCUCAGCCAUCUCUUCCCCGGAGCAGACAGGUCGCAGCCCCGGUGGGCCAGAUCUGGAUCAGCCUCCUGUGCUUAAACGAGAGCGCCCCCUGGAGCUCAACAAUACGGGCCGCUAUUCCUUCACUCCCAGUUCAGAUGAAGAGGGCAACAAUUUUGCCCCAGACACCUCCAAUUCAUCCCGAAUUGAAAGGAAAAUUGCCACCAUAUCUUUUGACAAAGAUGGACCAAUCAGAGAUGUGGAAAGGGGCUCACAAGGGCGUAAAUCAGGUGCCAGCAGCGUGAGCAGUGAAGUCUCCUCUUCCUCCGGUGCUUGCAAAUGGAAAUCUACCUUCUCCCCCAUCUCUGACCCCAAACCCAACCCUUCAGACCUUGGCCAGGUUGAUUUGCCCUUCGGUGUGGGGGCUUCACGUGGGGCUGGAGGGGGGACGGACUCCGACUCCGACCAGAAACAGCAGAGGAGAGGAGAACGUGAACGUGAUACUUACGGGAACUCGAACCUCUUCCUCAGUCAGGAUGGUGGUGGUCGCUCAGUGGUAAAUGUCACGGAACGACCACCACAGAAACAGAAAGUGUGCGAGUGGGACCUGAAAUCUGUGAGCGGAUUGGCCAGCCAGAACCUCUUUAUAUCCGCGGCAGCCAGUGGAGGCAUCUUGAGUGGAAAAGUGGGCGGGGCCAACACAGUUUCCUCGGCCACCUCUUUGGGACAGUACUUCCCCUUGGGCGGGGCAUCGGUCCUGCAGUCCUUAUUUGGAGCUCAGGCGCCCGGACCAGUCUCCAGCGGAGCCCCGCGAUUGGUCAAUGGACAUUCAGGGCUGGGCAGCUAUUCCAGCGCGGGAUUGGCAGGGGGCACUGCAGGAGGGAUUUUUCACCACUUUGUGCCUUCAGUCUCCUCUCAGCAGUCUGGGGGCAAUCUCCCAGGCCCUGGGGCCCUCAGUUCCCAGCAGCAGAGGCAUCUGGACACUAACCCUAAACCAGGGGCCUCGUUUUUGCCUUCGGGCCCCUCCCAGCACAGCCGCACACUGACAGUCCUGCACGCCCCCUCCCUGCCCUCCAACACCCUCCCCCCUCCCCCUCCUCUCCUCAAUGCUGUCUCCUCUUUCAACUCCGCCCCACCCCAAUCCUCCUCCCCGCGUUCCGAGCGCUACCAGUCCUCGAGGAUGCAGUCCUCCCUUCCCACUUCCACCGUCUCCACCUCCUCCCAGUCACAGGCUGCCGCUUCCGCCACCGCUGCUUCCAUCACCACCUCCUCUGCGUCCUCGUGGCCCUUUACAGUGCAUUAUCCCACACACCUGCCUCCUCCACAUCCCUCCAGCAGUGCUGGAUCAGGUGGGGGUGUGGCUUUGAGCUCCUGGAGGACUCUGGGUCUGCCGGCAUCUUAUACUGCCUCGCAGAUCCCCAGCAAUCGCCCCAGAUAGGACAAGGGCGGGUGUAAGUGGGAGGGGGUGGGGGGAGAGGGGUGGAUGUGGGGUACUGAAUUGGGAAGAGACUAUUACUAGACGGAUACAGGGAAGCUACUGCAUUCUACUUGCUGUAUUAUUAUCAAUCUGAACAAGGUAUGUGGUGUUCGCAUGGUAACACGCAACAUGCUUUGCUGCUUUUUCUUGUAAUAGCUGCAUUACUGUGACUGCUCAUUUUGAGUUCAUUUGGUUUCAUAAAACAGCUUCUAGACUGUACCAUUAUGUCAAAAUUACUCACUUUUUUAUGUCUUUGGGAACAGUAGAGAUCGACCGAUAAUGUUUUUUUAUUUUUUUAUCUCUGAUACCAAUUAUUUUUAAUGUUUUCGUGUCCGAUAACUGAUAUUCAGAAUAAGUUUUUCAUAAUUUAGUUUUUACUGCAACUUUUUGACUCUGUGGCUAAAUAACCAUUUCUAUACAACAAUGAAAACAUAAUUUUGUUUAAAGAUUUUGGCAUUUAUCGGUAGACCUGAUAAGGAACUGAUACCAGAUUACUGCAAGUAGAAAAGUGUGAGUGUUGGUAAAUUAUUUCAAAUGUUUUAGGAGCUAAUAACCGAUAUGCAGAACUAGUUUUACAUUUUUAUUGCUACUUUUGUACUCAAUAGGGUUUUUCACACUGCGCUUAACCCCGGGUUAUAUUUUUUCUAAACCCCGCUUUUAACCCCGGGUAUAGCAUCAUUUUACACUUGUAAUUUUGAAAGGGGGUUAGCACCGCUAAAACCCCGUUCCAGAGCAGGGUUAACCCCGCCUUGCGGUGCCAGAGUUAAACGUGUGAAACAAUGUGGUGUUUGAAUGUUACAGAAAGUUGUUUAGCAACAGACAACAAAUCAAAUAAAGCCUCAGUGCUUGCCUCAUUAAAUAUUAAUGCAAUUUGUACCAUCGCUGAAACUUUCACAUGUUUACGUGAGGGAAUCCGGAAAAGUGGCAAAGAACCCGAUAACUGCCGUGAUGAAGAGACAGUAUUCCGUAUUUCCGUGGCAUAUUUCAGAAGACAAAAGACAAACAGCUUGGAUUUGCUUGCCGACAUUUCACAGAACGGCAGAGCAGCUCCAUUGACAGGUUGCGUGUCCUUUGCGAGCUGCAUUCGUCCGAUCAGUGUUAUCGACAAAUAAGACCGUUAACCUGGGGUUUACGAAUGUACAGUGUGAAACAUCGGAACAUGAAUACCCAGGAUUAAUUUUUAAUCCAGGGUAAAGUAUGAACAGUGUGAAACAUGAAACAGGAUAACCCAGGAUUCCGUUUACCCGGGGUUUAGAAUAACCCAGGGUUAACCAUUUCAAGUAUGAAAAGCCCUGAUGACUAAAUAAUAAUUUGAAUACAACAAUAUAAACAUAAUGUGCAUUAUGAAUAUUUUUAUAAUAGUAUUAUUAUUGUCAAAGGACCUCAAUUAUGACGCAGUAGAGUAUUUCCAAACAGAAAUGUUUGCAUUUAUCGGUAGACCUGAUAUUAAUGAUCUAAGUAGAAAAGUGUGAAUAACGGUUACAUUGUUUUAGUUUCUGAUAAACAAUUUGCAGAACCCGUUUUAGCUCAUUUUUAUUGCUACUUUUUGACUCGAUGGCUAAAUAAUUUGAAUGGAACUAUAAAAGCAAUAUUCAUCAUGAAAAUGUUAAUAAUAAUUAUAACAAUGUUCUUAUUGUCAAAGGAAAUAAAUUAUGACUUGGAAUGGAAUAUUUCCAAACAGAAAUUUUGCCAAUAUCAAGGGACCGAUAACAGAUUAAAUAGAAAAGCAUGAAUAUUGGCCAAAAAGUUCUGUCAAACCAGUUAUCGGUCUAUCUCUAUAUAGCAUGUUCAUGAAUUAACUAUUUACUCACUGUGUAAUUUGUGGAUUUUUACCCUCCACUGGUUACAGGUAACUGAAGAAAUCUACCUCAACCCAACAUUACCUAUGCAAUGGACAGGUGUGGACCAAUGGGCUUAACUCGCUCACCGGUGCUCAAACAUUUGCUAAAGCCGCUACUGUUAAACUGGCAUGGGUAUCAGAAUAUUACCACAGGUGCAGCUUAUAAAAUACACACACAAACACUUACUCAUGAAUGCCCCCUCAAUCAUAUUCAGAUUUACAGAUUUUGCCGCUUUGUUUUUAAUGUGUUAAGUUGGCAUCAUGUUGGAAUGAUGCUAACAGUCAUGAUUUAUUGUUAAUUGUGUGUUUAGCGUGGCCUUAAUGAUGGGUAGUUAACAUUAAGUAAAUUGUUUUGGAAGAAAUUACAUUUAAAUUUGCAGUAGAUUCACAGUGGAAGAAGCUCUAAGUGAAGAAGUGUUUGAAAUGUCUCAAAGUCAAUCAAGUCAUUAUGGGCCAUACACACAAAAAAACGACUAGUGAAUCUUCAUAACCUUGCUGCUGUCAAUGGAAAGAAAUGUGGCUUUUAUGAUUGAUAGCUCCUAAUCGUUUGGACUUUUUGAAGCCCUGCCUCUAGAGCCUGAUCCAAUUGUUGAAUUUCCAUGUAGGGAUCUUACACUUGCAGCCUGAGCUUGUGCUACAGAGUCACAAAAUACUAGAAAGUCUCUGGGGUUACACAUUUGAUACUUUUAGUCACAUUUUCAUCAAUAAAUCUGUUUUAUAGAAUAAUAGUCAUUCUGGAAUUAGUGCAUUUUAAAGGGUUCACCGAAAAAAAUGAGAUUGUAGCAUUCUUUUACUCACCUCUGUGUCGUUUCAAAAUGAUAAUUUACUUUCUUCAGUGGAACACAAAAGAUGUUUUAAAGAAUAUAUGGCUGCUUUUUUCCAUUCAGCAAAAGUGCAUGGUCACACAAAGCUAUCGUAUGGCUUCAGAAUACUAUGAAUGUACUGCAUAAGUCUUAUGAACUGUAAUUAUAUUUUCUGGUGCUUUUUGUGUCAUUUCUGGAGCUCUACAGUUCCAUUUCACUUUCAUUAUUUGAAAAAAAAAAAAAAAAAAAGCAGCAUUCUCCAACAUUUCUCCUUUUGUGUUCCACGUAAGAAAGCCAUACAGGUUUGAAACAAGGGUGAAUAAAUAAGGACAGGAUUUACAUUUUUGGGGUGAACUCUUUUAUUUUUUUGUAUUUUGAGGUGAAAUAAGUUGGAAACCCAGAGCUCAAUUUACUUUACACUGGAAAACUUACCUGUGGAGCUAUCAAUGGCAUACAUAACCACAUAUGCCGUUUUUAAGGCUUAAAAUAUGCAAGUUUUAUUUAUCAAAGGGAAUAAUGAUUGAUUUUUUUACACGCAUAUAGAUUUAGUGAAAUCAUAAAAGCUCGAACAAGGAUGAAACGGACACAUUUGCAUCUGCCCAGGAAUACAUGAUGAUGAAACAACAUUUUGCAGGGAGAAAAGCAUUUAGAGCCACAGAGUGAGCAAGUACCUGUAAGCAGCUAUUUAAUUAGGUGAGUUACUUUUAAACUGCCUGAUCUUAAUCACUACGUUACCCGCAACUUUAGGUGUUUUUGUUUGGUUAAGGGCAAUUAAUACUCGAGCUUCCAUAUUGUUAACAGUUACUGCUGAUCCUUUAAUACAAUGCACAUAUUUUGUUCAAUUGUGGCAGUGUCUUACACGGUACAGGCAUAUUCAGGUGAAUUGUAUUGCAUUUUCCCCUCGCAUGUUUCACAAAAAACACGUUUUCUUUGGGAUUUUCAAGUUCACUAGUUUAUACUAAUUUUCACUUUCCGCAACCUGGAAAACCAGCACACGUGUACAUUUACAAACACACACACAUACUGAUAAAAAGACACACACUGGGAAAUGCAGAAUAAAUACGAAAACAACGAAAGAAGAAACUACUGGGCAACUUUAAGUCAUCUUUGUUUUAUGUUUGAUGCCUUUGUGUAUAAAUUUUUUUUUUUUUUUUUUUUUUUUUUUGUACUGUGAAUGGUAGUGUCUUUCAGACUGUAUAAUUGUACAUAAUUUGGUUUAUUUAUCAUUUUAAAUAUCUGUCAUUGUUUUGUAUCGGAAACAGAGCACAACAUGUGCAAAGUGUGUGUACUUGACUCACAGUCUGAACAAUAUGGUGCUACAAUCUGUACAACUUUAGACUGUGCUUAUUUAUAUUAAGAACAUCAACACAAAAGAAAAUGAAUAAAGAUUCUUGGUGCUUCUUUUAAACAGGGAUGAUUUCAAGCCUUCCGGCAUUUAUUUUUCCAAUAUUUAUAAUCCUAUUAUUUGGCACCCAGUGUAAAGCAUUCCCUGCUUGUUUGGAUAGUGCCAAUUUUGUAUAGACGAAACAACUUUGGUCUUAAUAUAACAGACUUAAAGAAGCAUGGAAUUUCACCACACAUUGCAGAACUUUAUAGGAGGUUGAUAAAAUAAUUUUUUUUUAAUGAAGUGUUUACUUCAAUGGUGCUCGCAUUUGAACUUGACCUGUAUGACAGGUACAAAAUGCUUAGAGCUACUAUAAUGGCACACCUCGACUGUUUGAGCCUGUAUAAAGUGGUAAACUUGUGCCAAUGGCGUUGAGUUUAUUUCUUCUUAAAAACUUUAAUUUGUCAUAAAAAUGAAAAUGUGUGCUAAGCCUAUUUGCCUACUUUGGCUUGGUGCGGUCUCUUAAGCUCUGAAAUCUUCGUUUCUUUACAAUGUAAUAAACACAUCUACAUCUUACUAAAAUUGGUGCUGUUGUUCACACGAAUGUCUAACAUGCCAGUGCACCCAUACCAAAAUCUACAAUCCACUAUCAAAGCCUGUCCUAGAGUGCAUUGUGUAACCUAGAGUUUGAGCCUGUUGCGUGUUGUGAAGUUGUUCUGAUGUGACUUAUCUUAGAGAUAUGGCUAGUUGACCGUUAUGGGUUUUUUAAAUGAGCAGUACUCAUCAUGAGAGAUCUGGCUGCCAAUACAUGCUAUAAUUCAGAUAUAUGCAUAAUACAAUUUAACGAUGACAAAUGAGACACACAAUUGCCUCAGUGAAACAAACACUUUUUUUAAACAAAAUGCAUGCAAAAUUCCCUGGAAAAAUAAUGAAAACAUUUAUCCAUUGACAAGGCUGUUUUGUCUUUGGCUAUUUUGAAAUUGACACUAGUGGUCGACCGAUAUAUUGCCGAGGCCGAUAAAUCGGCCGAUAUUCUGACUUUAAUUAUCGCAUCGGCCAUUAACUUUUCCUGUUUGGACGAUAUUUUUCUUGAGGGCACCGAAAAUUGCCUGCUUGCAUGUGAAGCGACUGAGACAUGUAAACGACCAGUCACAUUUCAUUUUGUUGUUACGUGCCAUCGUGUUACUACAAUAAUAUACCGCGCGCAACAUAGUGUCAUUUAAACGGUCUGCAUAUCAGAGCCGCGACAGACGCGUUUGAGCUCAUAAUGUUAAAGUGCUCGCCUGUUUUAUUCUCCCUCUCUCUCCUUAACAGUUCCCUGUAACUUUUAACUGUCUUGUCUAAUGCUAAAAAUGCAAAUAUCGAUAAAAAUAAAAUCAUAUACUGUCUGCAAAUAUGCACAUAUCUCGUUUAAACAGAUGUAAUAAACCAACCUCACACAACUUCAGCAGAUCCAG